UUUGGAGGGUUUAUGAAAUACAAAACAAGGAAGUGCACUGCGGAAGAACUUGGUUUAAAAGAAAAAUAGAAUAACUGCUCGCAGUUUGUAUUUUUUGGGAAGAUUUUCAAUCAUUUUGACUGCGAGCUGCUUUCGCCAUGGAGGUCACGCCGAAGAAUGUGUCAACUAAAUCGGUAUAUAAUUGCUCACCGACGAGCCCAUGUGGGAUCGCUGAGACGCCUCAGCAGAAGUUGAGCACCUCCCUGAAGGAACAUCUGAAAAGAACACGCCGCUCCUUCACCUCGCCCUUCUCCGUGGCCAAGCGCCUUUGCGUGGACGAUGAGGAUGACCAACGAAUUCCGUCAUGUUCCCAGACAACGGAUGACGACGUUCAUAAAAUUCCUCCACAGUCUGCCAACUGCCAGGAACACAGACCUGGGAGUGAAAAAUGUUCUUGGAGAAUUCCUGGACCGGCGCACUCCCACCCUGAAGACUUUGCGCAACGACGGCAGCGGCUUGGCAGGGAGGUGAAGGACAAGACGGAGACGUUACGCCGAUUGAGGAUGGUUAAGAUGUAUAGGAGCAAGAACGAACUGGCGCAGCUUCAAAGCUUGAUCGACAAGUGGCGGAGUUGCGUUCAGAACGCGUUGUACGAGCUCCAGUCGGACGUUCCUGUGGAAGGACGCAAAGCCAGCCUGUCUGAACUCAUCGACCUCUUUGGUCUGGAUGAGAAAAUUCUGCACUUUGACCGCACGGAGGAAGACUUUGCUUCAUGAAUGUGUAUCUGAAUAUCUAAUAUCUUUUGUUCACCAAACUCUUCUAAAUAAUAGAAAUGUUCAAUAUUAUGGCAUUCUUUAUUUGUCGCUUGAUAUAGUUAGGGUCUAUUCAAGAGAAGUGUAAAUAAAACCUGGUUGCCUGCG
Syngnathus typhle (broad-nosed pipefish) is the source of this 899-nucleotide messenger RNA. RefSeq names its product SWI5-dependent homologous recombination repair protein 1 (gene sfr1). NCBI's taxonomy places the organism in Eukaryota, Metazoa, Chordata, Actinopteri, Syngnathiformes, Syngnathidae. Gene Ontology annotation, biological process: double-strand break repair via homologous recombination; positive regulation of DNA-templated transcription. Bases 138 to 755 code for a protein of 205 amino acids. The transcript has 3 exons. Gene Ontology annotation, cellular component: Swi5-Sfr1 complex. The record is from RefSeq and is a predicted model, not a curated record.